Molecule: messenger RNA, 711 nt
Organism: Paramisgurnus dabryanus
Lineage: Eukaryota; Metazoa; Chordata; Actinopteri; Cypriniformes; Cobitidae
Gene: ccdc127b
Product: coiled-coil domain containing 127b
Source: RefSeq, a predicted model, not a curated record
AUGAACAACUUGAAUAACCCUGACGACUGGAAUAUAAGACCAGAGCAACAGGGUGAUGGUAACAGUAGCAGGUGGAAUUAUGCCCUACUGGUGCCCAUGGUGGGACUCGAUGGCUUUCGAUGGAUCUGGUCAAAGGAGUCUCAAAAGGAAAUUGAACAAGCCAAGGUCAUGUUCGACAAGAACAUGAAGACCAUCCAGAAGGAUCUGGAGCUGAAGUACCGUCAGGCACUCUCCGAAAACCGCAGAGAAACAGCUCACCUGGAGCUUGAUCUAGAGAAAGAGCGUCAGCGGGUGCAUGGUUACCGCCAGGCUCUGGCUUCCCAGAGUCAACAUCUCAAAGGGGAACGUCAAAGUAUCAGGUUGGAACGUGAAUCGCUACAACAUGAGAAAUCUAGAUUGCUUUCUGGAGGCCCCAGUGGUGGCCUCUUUCACGAGGCUCUGGAGAAGGAAAAAGAUCAAGAAAGGAGCACGUCAGUAGCUCUGAAAAAAGGCUGGUGGAGAGGCAGAGGGCUUCUUGCUCAUCUGAAAAUGGAGGAUGGUCUCAGGGACAUUUUUAAGAAUGAUCGCAGUUGUGCAGAGCCUCUUAACACAGAAGAAUGCAAAAAUGGGAGUCUUAUGUGGUUAUAUCUCAGAUACUGGCAGCUGCAGGUCACCCUACAAACACACCAGGGAGCGGACGCUUUUGUACUUGGCUUGCAGACUAGAAAAUAA